This is a messenger RNA of Plasmodium gaboni, 1143 nucleotides long. RefSeq lists its product as hypothetical. The annotation marks the transcript as partial. The transcript is spliced from 8 exons. Lineage: Eukaryota; Apicomplexa; Aconoidasida; Haemosporida; Plasmodiidae. The record is from RefSeq and is a predicted model, not a curated record.
AUGGAAGAGAAAAAUAAGAAUGUAGAAUUAAUUACAUCGGAUUAUAUAGAAAAUGAAAUAUUGGAAAAAUAUGAUAUUUUUUCUAAGGCAUAUAGUUCUAGUGAUAAUUUAAGUUUUGUUGACAGCGAAGAAGAUCAGUCUGCAAAAAAUUUAGACGAUUCGAAGAAAAAAAAUAUAUUAAGUUUAACAGUACAUAAUAUUAUAAAUAUAUACCCUAACAAUGAAAGAAAUAGAGAGUUCAAAAAAUAUAAAGAAAAAAAGAUUGAAGAGAAAAGGAAGAAACAUUAUGAAGAAGAAAAGGAAAUUAUAGAACAGAAGAAGAAGAUAUAUGAAGAGAAGAGAAAAAUAAAAUUAGAAAAAUACAAAGUUGAAAAAAUGAAAAAGAAAUUAAUAGAAAGAGAAAAAUAUAAUAAAGAAAAUAUCGAAUAUAAUUAUAUAACCAUAUUUAAUUAUUUCGAUUAUUUAAUGACUAAUAGAAAACAUUAUGAUAUAUAUUUUUCAUUUCAUGAUUUGUAUAUAUCCCCUAUGAGAUUAUAUUAUUUUAUUAAUAUGAAUAUUGAUGAGAUAUAUUAUUUAGAUAUGUCAAGAAAAUGGUUAUCAGAUAAUUACGUGUCUAUUAUAUUGGAAUUAUGUUCAUGUAAAAAAGUGAAAAUAUUAAACUUGUCAUAUAAUAAAAUAAGUUACAAAAGUAUCAAAUUGUUUUGUGAUUUUUUAAAGGAAAAUAAGUUUUUAUUUUAUCUUAGUUUAGAAAACAAUGAUUUAACAAAUCAAGGAAAUAAAGGGGAAGUAAUAAAUGAAUUAUUUGAUGUUCUUAGAAAUAAUAAAUCUAUAAAAAUAUUAAACCUGGCUAAUACAAAUAUGAAAAAGGAAAAUGCAGAACGUUUAUGUAGUAUGUUAGAAAUUAACAAAAUUAUCACUGACAUAAAUAUUGAGAACAAUAAUUUUACUUCUGAUCAAAAUUAUAGGAUCAUAUCAUAUUUAAUGAGAAAUAAAAAAAUAUGGAUAGAACAAGCAGAACGUGAAAAAGCGGAAAAUGAAAAAAUGGAAAAAGAAGAAAAUUAUAUGCACACAUAUAUAAUGUCUGUGGAAUCGUCUAUUAUUGAAAUUGAAAAUAGAGAACGACGAAGGAGUUUGAACAAAAUG